GGAAACUUCGCGAGCUCGGUGUCGAACGGCACUUUAUUACUAUUUACUGCUUUUCUGUUCAAUUGUUAACUAAAGGAUCAACAAAAUGUCCAAUCAAACGGCAAAACCAGUCAGAUCCUCUUUAAGAGUCACUCCAUCAUCACGAAUGAUACCACAGUCAGGAUCCGGAACACUCCGUGUAAACCAAAGCUUCAUAAAAAGGAAUGUCCAUGGGUCUAUGAGCCGCAGGAGCUUCAGUUUAGCAAGAGACAGUAGAGUUCUUGAUAAAAGCCAUGUUCAAGCCCCCAAACACACUGUACAGGUGUUUGACGAAACAGGGAAGGAUGUCACUCCUAAGCCUCUGUACAGGCCGGAACCCGGAGCCAUGCAAAAGAAACAGAGCAAAAUAUUAGCACGACAUGACGCAUCAGAAGUGACCAUCUCUGACUUUUUGUCCACAGCGUUCCACACAAUGAGUUCAAGCUCUGUAGGACCCUUUACCAUGUCUGCCUUCGGGAGCAGUGUAGUGUCAAGUGUGAGUUGCUCUACGAUUGCAUCUUUGGGCGAAGAACUUGAGGAGCCUACUAUAAAAGAAGAAACUUUGAUUAGUCUCCCAGAACCAAAGACGAAGAUAGAGGAGGAGAUCACCGAGGAUAUGCUGGACAUUCCAGUGGUUAUUAACCUCACUGAAACAGAGAACAUGUGCUUCCUGGAUAUUCCUGCAGUGUGUGUAUCUGUUGACUCAGAAGAGGCUGAAGCAGUCAAGACGAGGAACAAGGCUUAUACAGAACUUUGCAAGAGCAGAGAGGGAAAUGAUCUAUAUAUGGAGCGAGCUAUGCAGACAUUUAACGCAGCCUCUAAAUCUAAAGAAGCGCAGAGCGAUCAAAUCAUCAUGGUGGAAAAAGGUUCCAUGGCCACCAGUUGGGACAUCUACGACUUGUGGUUUAACAGCAACGGGGCAGAAGAGUCAGGAAGUAUUACAGAUGAUGUGAAAACCAGCAUCCUAGAUGUCGCCUCCACCCCUCAAUUAGAGUCAGAUGGAGGUUUCAAGAGAGCCAUGUCCAUACUCAGUUCCACCAGCACAGCCAGUACCACUAGCACUCAAAGAGAGAUAGUGGCUUCCACAGCUAAGGUGGUGGAAGAGCCUGACUCAGAGCGGAUCCUGUACUCAGAGAACUUCCUACAGUCUCUGAAGGUGAUGGAGAAAACGGUUCUGCUGAACAUCUACCAACAAAAACUAGCUGCCUACAGAGGGCUGCCCAUCCUGUCAGAUCCAGACUAUGAACCAAACUUGGUUGAAGAGGAUGAAGUCGAGGUUAAGGAAGAGGAUUCGCUCAGCCCAGCUCUGGAGCUCCUCUGGGCCUUCAGCUGUGAGCUAACCAAGGCCCACAGUGUGAGCUGCAUGACCUGGAACAAGAACAAUCCAGACAUUCUGGCCGUGGGAUAUGGACAGUUUGAAUUCAAGGAUCAGGCCUCUGGACUGGUCUGCAUCUGGUCUCUGAAGAAUCCUACUUGGCCUGAGCGGAUUUUCCAUUGUCACACCAGUGUAACAUCACUGGACUUCUCAGCUUCAAAUCCCAGUCAGAUAGCAGUGGGCCUAUAUGAUGGUACCAUUGCUAUCUACAGCAUGCAGAGCACUGAGGCAAUGCUGGUCUGUGACAGCAGGGACUGUGCCCAAAAACACACAGCAGCAGCGUGGCAGGUAAAGUGGAUCGAUCGCAUACAGAGUCAAUCAGAAGAAGAUAAAAGAGAGACGCUGUUCUCUGUGUCAGCUGAUGGGAGGGUCAGUGAAUGGUUUCCUCAUCAAGGCCUUGAAUGCACUGAUAUGCUGAAGCUGAAGAGGAUAAGGAAUGAAAAAACAGAGAAAUCGUGGAAGCAGGAUCCAUUGACCUCUCGCUGGGCCGUUGGACUCUGCCUUGAAUUUCACCCCAAGGAUUCCAAUAUGUAUUUGGUGGGAACCGAAGAAGGACACAUUCAUGAAUGUUCCUGUUCACACAAUGAGCACUUCUUGGAGACCUACACACAUCACCUGGGUGCCGUUUAUAAGGUCACACGGUCACCGUUUUGUCCAGAUGUCUUCCUCAGUUGUUCUGCUGACUGGACCAUUCAGCUUUGGUCAGAGGGACACUUUACUCCAGUGCUGAGCAUCACUUCCCUCAAGAAACCUGUGUAUGAUAUCAUGUGGUCCUAUCGCUGGGCUACUGUGUUUGGGGCGGUUAAUAAGGACAGAGUAGAAAUCUGGGAUCUGGGAGCUAGCCGUGUAAAUCCAACUUUAGUAAGUGAGCCCAUUCCUGGGGUGAGACCAACCACUCUGCUAUUUGCCAUGAAGACAGAUUGUGUUCUAGUAGGGGACAGUGAGGGCCAAGUCAACGUCUACAAGCUGAAGAACUUCACAGCAGGAGACGGAACAGAGGUGGACAGACUGGAGGAGAUAGUCAGCUCUUCACUCUACUGACAGCUGUGACAGAGAGAAA
Messenger RNA from Tachysurus vachellii, 2453 nucleotides. RefSeq names its product dynein axonemal intermediate chain 4 (gene dnai4). Gene Ontology annotation, biological process: cilium movement. Bases 86 to 2434 code for a protein of 782 amino acids. Gene Ontology annotation, molecular function: dynein heavy chain binding; dynein light chain binding. The transcript is spliced from 17 exons. Lineage: Eukaryota; Metazoa; Chordata; Actinopteri; Siluriformes; Bagridae. Gene Ontology annotation, cellular component: axonemal dynein complex. The record is from RefSeq and is a predicted model, not a curated record.